This is a messenger RNA of Capsaspora owczarzaki ATCC 30864, 1946 nucleotides long. RefSeq lists its product as hypothetical. Gene Ontology annotation, molecular function: RNA binding. Bases 111 to 1820 code for a protein of 569 amino acids. The record is from RefSeq and is a predicted model, not a curated record. Lineage: Eukaryota; Filasterea; Ministeriida; Capsasporidae. The transcript is spliced from 5 exons.
AAUUCAGUUUCGUUCAUUGACUUUUUUUUUUACUUACAACUCUUGCAAAAACAAGCACAACAACUCAAAUACAAACAAGCCAACCAAGCGAAACCAAACACUGACUGACAAUGGCGGCAGUUGCUGAGCCGAUGGCGAUCGACACUGCUUCGAGCGACGACAACGUUGCUGAGGCGACAUUGGCUGCUGAUGCUGCGCCUUCGACUGCUCCUCCAGCAGCAGCAGUUAGCGAGGCCGCGACUGCGCUGCCCGUGCCGCCACCCGCUGUGGCAUGCGUUGUGCAAGUCCUGAACAUUUCACCUACGGCCACCGAGGCCCAGCUGCAGCAGCUGUUUGCCAACAUUGGUCCGAUCUCGCGUUUUCGCGGCGGAGUGAGCGAUCCGUCCCUCGUCGGCGGCGCGGCUGCCCGCUCGUGCCUGGUUCGCUAUUACAAUGUCGACGAUGCUCGUGUGGCGUGUCUGCUGAACAACACCAUGCUCCUGGACCGCGCGCUGCUCGUCACGCCGGCGUCCGCAGCGAUCGCGCAGCCAGUGCUCGUCGAGCCGCUCAUGCCAGGCCCACCGCGCGCGUUACUGCCCGGCAUUGCUCCUGCAAGUGGGCUGCUGCCUGCCCCGCUGCCGGGUGCGCCGCCGUUGACGACAGCAGGUGGAGCGGCCCCUCGCCAGCCUUCCGCGUCCAUGACCGCUGCCAACGGGAACAACGCCCCUUCCGCCACCGGGGUCAUCCCAGCCUACCUGUCACCACAACACAAGGCCAGUCUGCUCACUGGAACCAACUUGCCAAUCCUGCCCCCGCUCCCCGCCGGGUUGGAUGCUGUCAAAAUGGAAGAGAUGCGGCGGACGAUGCAUGUCGGCAACAUUGCCAACCACGCCACAGAAGAGGAUAUUCGAUACUUUUUCAGCAACUUUGGCGAGAUCUCCUACAUAAAAUUGGUGACGAUUGAAGGCCAGCCAGCUCGAUUCGCCUUUAUUGAGUUCAAAGAGCUUCUUGGCGCGUAUGCCUCUCUGAUGGCUGCUUCUCAAAUUCUGCUAGAUCGUCCCAUCAAAGUUGGAUUUGCCAAGAGCGUUAUUACCAAAGUCCCAGCAGCAUUAGUGGCCAAAGCUCGAGGCGAUCCAAUGGCCGUCGAGCGACCACCAACGCCAGAGCGUGGAUCGCGAUCAAAGUCCCGCCCACGGUCCACCUCUCGAUCUCGUUCGGGUUCGCGCUCGCCUUCGCGCCGGCGGUCCCGUUCACCUCGUCGAUCCCGUUCACCUCGUCGGUCCCGUUCACCUCGUCGAUCCCGUUCACCUCGUCGGUCCCGUUCACCUCGUCGGUCGCGAUCCCCAAGCAAACGCUCGUCUCGAUCUUCGCGAUCGCGCUCCCCAUCGCGGCGCUCGUCUCACCACUCGUCGUCUCGAAGCAGCAGCCAUCGAUCCUCUUCAAGCCGCCGAUCUCCCUCCCCAAGUAGUCACCGCCAUGAUGAUCGUCACGACGACAGGCAUCGCAAGAGUUCGUCGUCAUCGUCUUCCUCACGACACCACUCGAGCCGCGACUCAAAAGAUCGCGACUCAAGCGAUCGUGAUUCCAAAGAUCGGCACUCGAAAGACCGCGAUUCCAAGGACCGCGACCGCGACCGCGACUCGAAGGACAGUCGCUCGAGCAGCAGCCGCAGGGACGACGACCGAAAGCGCCGAAGCGAUGACCGCUCAAGCUCUUCGUCCUCGAAAUCGAAAAGUUCCAGCUCCGCUACCGACGAGCAGCAACCUUCUUCUGAAGCUGAUGCUGUCCAAGAUGCUGCUGCUGCACAAUCCGAGUCCAGCGCCAUGGAGACAUCAGAGUAAUGCCAUCACUUUUCUGGAUUCACUUUUCGGAUGGAGUCUGUCUGUUCUUUGGAGUCUGUCUGUUCUUUGAAGUCAACCCAAUACGAAUAACGUACCAUCGGCAAAUAGUUUGAGCAUCAAAUCCAA